AUGCCUUUGGAACUUCACGAGUUGAGCGGCGACGCCGAGUUUCCCGCCCUGGUGGAUGGCCUAUGGAGGGGCUAUGAUCAGCCGUUCAACGGCUUCUGGGAGAUUCUAAAGGGCCCAUCGAAGGAAGAAUGCAUUGCUCGCUAUCAGUCCUGGCACAAAGCCGAUCCCACUAGCCACUGGCUGUAUGUUACGGACUCUGAAACCAACCAGGUUGCUGGCGCAAUGCAGUGGAAUAUUUUUGAAACAAAUCCAUACAUCAAUGGCCCACCAUCGCUGCCAGCCUAUUGGUGGCCUGAGGGCACCCUUAAGGAAAUAGCAGACCAACUGUUCGCCGGUUUCUUCUCUGGCAGACCCAGCAGGUUUGGGAGACCGCAUCUUUUAAUCAGCUACUGCUUCACUGAUCCCAACUACCGGCAUCGUGGCGUCGCCAGUCUAGCUAUGAAAUGGGGGCUUAAAAAGUGCGAUGAACUUGGCUUAGAUGCAUUUGUUGAGUCAACCGAGGAUGGUCGUGGGUUUUACGAAGCUCACGGAUUCGAAGUAUUUGAUGACUUCACCUUGGAUGCGUCCACGAAUAGUCCAAGUGAGGAAUUUACGCAACAGAAAGUGGCGCUCCAAUUGCCCCUGCACGGUUAUUACAUGAAGAGGCCUUUCGUUGCAAAGUUGUCAUCUACCUAA
This is a messenger RNA of Talaromyces atroroseus, 675 nucleotides long. RefSeq lists its product as hypothetical. The coding region runs from base 1 to 675 and encodes 224 amino acids. The transcript is spliced from 3 exons. Gene Ontology annotation, molecular function: acyltransferase activity, transferring groups other than amino-acyl groups. NCBI's taxonomy places the organism in Eukaryota, Fungi, Ascomycota, Eurotiomycetes, Eurotiales, Trichocomaceae. The record is from RefSeq and is a predicted model, not a curated record.